Drosophila erecta is the source of this 2998-nucleotide messenger RNA. It is a transcript of the gene AMPKalpha, whose product is annotated as 5'-AMP-activated protein kinase catalytic subunit alpha-2. The coding region runs from base 427 to 2175 and encodes 582 amino acids. The record is from RefSeq and is a predicted model, not a curated record. Gene Ontology annotation, cellular component: cytoplasm. NCBI's taxonomy places the organism in Eukaryota, Metazoa, Arthropoda, Insecta, Diptera, Drosophilidae. The transcript has 2 exons. Gene Ontology annotation, molecular function: ATP binding; protein serine/threonine kinase activity. Gene Ontology annotation, biological process: intracellular signal transduction; protein phosphorylation.
AGCCACUGGAAGGCGAGAGAGAGAGGUCGCAAAUCAGCUGCUGGAACGAGUGUUGUUGGAAGGCACUGUUGUUGGAAGUGCCAGCGCCUUCCAAUGUCAAUUAAAUAAGCAAAACGCGAAGAAAAGCCAAGCGAAAAGGAGAGUCUCGGUGCCGCUCUCGAACACUAAACAAGGAAAUCAGUAUCAAUACCAACGCCCUUGACACAUCCACAUCGACAUCCGCAUCCGGGCGAGGUGGCACGGCUGGCAGGAAGAACAUAACGUGAGUGGCUGCUCUGUUCUAUUCUAUUCUAUUCUGUUGAUUCAGCGGAGUACACUACGCAAUAACCGAUAACGACCUUACCACCGCUACCCUCCCCCUCCCCGCGCCUCUCCGCAGCGGAGCAGUGGAGCACCCCCAGUCCACCAAGGAGCUACCUGCUCGAGAUGCCCCAGAUGAGGGCUGCGGCCGCUGAGGCGGUGGCCGCCGGCAGCGCCAAUGGCCAGCCGCUAGUCAAGAUCGGGCACUACCUGCUGGGCGCCACCCUGGGCACUGGCACCUUCGGCAAGGUGAAGAUCGGCGAGCACCAGAUCACCCGCGUCAAGGUGGCCGUCAAGAUACUCAAUCGGCAGAAGAUCAAGAGCCUGGACGUUGUGGGCAAGAUCCGGCGAGAGAUCCAGAACCUGAAGCUCUUCCGCCAUCCGCACAUCAUCAAGUUAUACCAGGUCAUCUCCACGCCUUCGGACAUCUUCAUGAUCAUGGAGUACGUGAGCGGCGGCGAGCUGUUCGACUACAUUGUAAAGCACGGAAAGCUGCAGGAGCACCAGGCGCGCCGCUUCUUUCAGCAGAUUAUCUCGGGCGUGGACUAUUGCCACCGACACAUGAUCGUGCAUCGGGAUCUGAAGCCGGAAAACCUGCUGCUCGACCACAACAUGCACGUGAAGAUCGCCGACUUCGGGCUCUCGAACAUGAUGCUCGAUGGCGAGUUCCUGCGCACCUCGUGCGGCUCGCCCAACUACGCGGCGCCUGAGGUGAUUUCCGGCAAGCUGUACGCCGGGCCUGAGGUGGACAUCUGGUCGUGCGGCGUCAUCCUGUACGCCCUGCUGUGCGGGACGCUGCCCUUUGACGACGAGCACGUGCCCACGCUGUUCCGCAAGAUCAAGUCGGGCAUUUUCCCGAUUCCCGAGUACCUCAACAAACAAGUGGUCAACCUGGUCUGCCAGAUGCUGCAAGUGGACCCGCUCAAGCGGGCCAACAUCGAGGAGAUCAAGAAGCACGAGUGGUUCCAAAAGGACCUCCCCGCUUACCUCUUCCCCUCGUCCAUCGAGCAGGACUCCAAUGUGAUCGACACCUACGCUGUGGCAGAGGUCUGCACCAAGUUCGGCGUCAAGGAGACCGAGGUUCACAACUCCCUGCUCAGCGGCGAUCCGCACGAUCAGCUGGCCAUCGCCUACCAUCUGAUUAUCGACAACAAACGCUUCGCCGAUGACGCAGCCAACCAAAUAAACGAGAUCAACAACUUUUUCGUGGCCGGCUCGCCACCACCGCCGCCGCCUCCGCCCGUUCCGCAAUCAUCGAUGGACCACCAAGCCCCUCUGGCCACCGUGACCGUGGGCGGAGGCACUGCAGCCAGCUCGGGCACCGCCACACCAGUGCCCCCCGUGGCUGGAGGCACCCCUAGCGGCACCAUCCCCAUACGACCGCAUCCGGAGCGGAUUGCGCCGAUGCGGGACCGCCAACUGGCCAUGUCCGUGCAGACAUCUGGCGGCGGAGCCUUCCCGGAGAAAACCGCGCGUGGCGGUACUCCCAUCAAGCGCGCCAAGUGGCAUCUGGGCAUCCGGUCGCAGAGCAAGCCGAACGACAUAAUGCUCGAGGUGUACCGGGCGAUGAAGGCACUCAGCUACGAGUGGAAGAUCAUCAAUCCGUACCACGUUCGGGUGCGCAGGCAGAACGUGAAGACCGGCAAGUUCUCGAAGAUGUCACUGCAGCUGUACCAGGUGGAUGCCAAGAGCUAUCUGCUCGACUUCAAGUCGCUGACCAACGACGAGGUCGAGCAGGGCGACGACGUCAUCAUGGAGAGCCUUACUCCGCCGCCGCUUAGCGUGUCCGGGGUUAUGCCGCUGCAGCCGACCGGGCAUCACACUAUGGAGUUUUUCGAAAUGUGCGCCGCCCUGAUCAUUCAACUGGCUCGCUGAGGAUGAGGUGACCGCCGUCGGCCGCUGCGGACUGGAUGGGAUCUUCUCGGCUGGCGAUCCGCACCCGGACCGCCCUGAGGAUUGACCAUUGCCCGGAAGACACAGCCACACAAAGGAAAGCUGGGUGGAGUUCGGGGUUCCACGGAUCCCUGACCCGACUAAGUUCUUGAAUUCGUCCCAACCACUGCUGAUUUCAAUCGGAAUCGAACAAUGCAGCAACAAAGCAGCUGCCUCGAUUUCGAUUCGGAAUGUGCCCCUUGUCCGAUUUUCGAGCCCCCAAAUAAAACUAGAUCCUAAUUAACACGUAGUCCUGUUGCCGCCACACAAACGUAAGAGAAGGCAACCCCAAUGUGCAAUUAUCGGUAGCAGGACUGAAUAGAUUUCUAAAAUCGCCCGCCCCCUACUAGGAGGACGAAACUAGAGGUUGGGCCUACGACUCCAGCUUCCCUUUGUGCGGCUGUGUAAUCCACAUAAAAUGUUAUUGAACUCAGACUCCCGCCAACCGCCGUUGCCGCUAUGCUACCGUUACCCGCUUUAACGCAUCCAUUUCCGCUUCCGGUUAGUUUAAGUCUGUAGGUUCCGCCCGGUCGGCGGGCAUCGAUCCGUUGCUGUACUGUACUGUUCUGUUUCUAUUUCGAUUUCUGUUUAUAAACAAGUUGAGUUAUUAUCCAAACCGCAUGUGCACGUGGAUGUAUUUGUAUUAUGCCUAACGAAUUGUAAUUGGAACCUCGUCUGGGGUAGCUGUCGGAUUACAACCAGAUGUGGGCCAAGUUUUAUGUAUCUGUAUGAACCAAACAAUAAAGCGAUUCAUUAAUAUUCUAAA